Podarcis raffonei (Aeolian wall lizard) is the source of this 927-nucleotide messenger RNA. Its product is annotated as mas-related G-protein coupled receptor member H-like. The record is from RefSeq and is a predicted model, not a curated record. Gene Ontology annotation, molecular function: G protein-coupled receptor activity. The coding region runs from base 1 to 927 and encodes 308 amino acids. The transcript has a single exon. Gene Ontology annotation, biological process: G protein-coupled receptor signaling pathway. Gene Ontology annotation, cellular component: membrane. NCBI's taxonomy places the organism in Eukaryota, Metazoa, Chordata, Lepidosauria, Squamata, Lacertidae.
AUGACCAGUUUCAACCUAACAUCUUUGUCCCUUUCAUACAAUGAAACUACUUUUUCCAACAACAGCAACAGUAAUGAUGACACAAAAUCGAUUGUGUAUUAUGAAUUAGAACUAAAUGUUUUGUUUGUAUUAAUAAUUAUAAUUUGCAUUUUGGGGUGCUGGGGGACUGGAAAUGUCAUCUGGUUGCUUGGCUUCUGUAUUAAGAGGAGUCCUUUUACCGUGUACAUCCUGAACCUCGCCAUUGCUGACUUUGGCUUACUCACAGUUGAAUUGAUUAUAGAAGUAGUUUGGGCUGUAGGAGGUCUGAAGGAGAGCCUUCUGCAUGUGUUCCUUGGUGAUGUUUUCCAAUUCAUGUACAAUGCCGGUCAGUUUCUGCUGACAGCUAUCAGCCUUGACAGGUGUGUGUCUGUCCUGUUCCCACUUUGGUACCGAUACCACCGGCCGCCAUAUUUGCCAACCGUUGUGUGUGCGUUAAUAUGGAUGUUUUCCUUCCUUCUCCCUGGAAUUCACUUCAUUGUCUGCCUGACUUUUAAGGGAAAACAGGAUCUCAUAAAAUACUAUCAGUAUACUUUUAAUGGCUUCUUUUGCCUACCACUCAUGACUAUCUCUACCCUGAUCCUGUUUAUCAAGGUCUGCUUUAAAUCACAACAACGAAAACGGGGGAAACUACUAAUGGUUAUCCUGCUUACUCUGUUCUUCUUCAUCUUUUUUUCUUUUCCAAUGAAUGCCUAUUACAUGAUCAUUUAUAUUUUUCAUUCACCAGCGCCCUAUUCCUUACCUUAUUGCUACUUAAGCACUGCUCUGAACAGCAGUGUGAACCCUUUGAUAUAUUUCCUGAUUGGGAGACAGAAAAGAGGCACGCCUAGGGAGAGCAUGGAAGCCAGGCUCCAGAAUGUUUUCAAAGAAGAAGAAAACUCUACAAAGUAA